AUGGUCGUCAACACUCCUGCUACCUGCUGCCGCUCCGGCGACAACGUCGAGUGCGCCUGUGCUCAAAAAGCCACAUGCUCAUGCGGUCAAAAGUCCGCUCUCCAAUGCACAUGCUCCAAAGCCGCCUCCGAAAACACCGUCAACGGUCCUCGAUGCUCAUGCCGCGCUCGACCCGCCGGUGAAUGCACAUGCGACCGCGCCGCUACCGAGAACGUCACACCUACCGGUUCAACCUGCGCUUGCGGAUCUCGUCCUGCUGGUGGCUGCACUUGUGAGAAGGCUGCUGAUGGUGGCUUUAACCCUGCCAACGAGAUCGACUUCACUACCAAGAAAUAA
This is a messenger RNA of Fusarium mangiferae, 336 nucleotides long. RefSeq lists its product as uncharacterized. The coding region runs from base 1 to 336 and encodes 111 amino acids. The record is from RefSeq and is a predicted model, not a curated record. Lineage: Eukaryota; Fungi; Ascomycota; Sordariomycetes; Hypocreales; Nectriaceae. The transcript has 3 exons.